Salvia splendens (bonfire salvia) is the source of this 2244-nucleotide messenger RNA. Its product is annotated as decapping 5-like protein. Bases 218 to 1831 code for a protein of 537 amino acids. The transcript is spliced from 7 exons. NCBI's taxonomy places the organism in Eukaryota, Viridiplantae, Streptophyta, Magnoliopsida, Lamiales, Lamiaceae. Gene Ontology annotation, cellular component: P-body. Gene Ontology annotation, biological process: P-body assembly; cytoplasmic stress granule assembly. The record is from RefSeq and is a predicted model, not a curated record. Gene Ontology annotation, molecular function: mRNA binding.
AAAAAUCAUAAUGAUUUAUUUGGGGGUGGGAUUUGUUCUUUAUUUGUUGGGUGAUUCCUAUGUUGGAUCAUUUGAAAUAAAAGGCGCAGAUCUUCGAAUUUAUAUAUACUGAUGAAAAUCCGAUCCCCGCUUUCACACACAUUCACACACUAGAAAGAGCAGCGCCACAUGGCUUGAAAAUUUUCGUCUCCAUAUUCAAACGAUUUCGUGCUCGUUCAUGGCGAACCAAUCUUCCAGAAACAGCAACAAUGCGACGUCGCCGCCCUCUCCUUCGCCGGGGGGAGAUUCGUUCAUCGGAAGUUUCAUAAGCGUUAUGUCGAAAUCGGAGAUUCGUUACGAGGGCAUUCUUUACUUCCUCAAUACUCAGGACUCCACUUUCGGCCUCAAAGAUGUGAGAUCAUUUGGCACAGAGGGAAGAAGGAAUGAUGGACAAGAAGUUCUACCAAGCGACCAAGUCUUUGAAUACAUUCUGUUUCGUGGGAGUGAUAUUAAAGAUUUAAAAGUAAUAACUAACCCACCAGUUCAAAAGCAGGAGAAACUACACGAUGAUCCUGCAAUUAUAGAGUCAAACCAUCAUAUUCCGCCAUCCAGUUCAUCCCAUUUGGUCUCAGGAUAUUCGACCGAAUCCAAGUUGUACAGUGAACCAUCUGGAAUUAAUGCGAGAUCCUACUUAAACAUGUUGCCUUCUAAUCCUUCUGGAAGUCAGAUGGGGUGGGGUUCUUCUCAGUGUACUUAUAGUGGUUCCUCUUCAUAUGACAUGCCAUUAUCAACACAAGGGCAGGGAUAUUGUGCAGCACCAGGGAGCAUUACUAUUACUCAACAUCUGUCACCAACUCCCAUGAAAUAUCCAAUGCAGAAUCAAGUUCUUACAACCAUGGCAAUGGCAAAUAUAUCAGAUGUUGUUCCUUCUGAGUAUCAACUUGCAACAUCCAGUUCUAGUUGUUUAAAUUCGUCACCCAAUCCUACUUCUGAGCAACUGCCUCCAUCCAUGCCGUUCAUUAAUUCACUUUCUUUUAAGCAGUCCCAGCUCUUAUAUAAUUCCACAUUAAUAAACUCAAGGGGGUUGACCCAACCUUUUCCAUUAGCCUACCAGAAGGCAAGUAGCACUGAAGCUCAAGCUGUUAACAAAGUUAUUCCCGAUCCUGCAUCAUCCCUUCCUGCUCAAUUCUUACCAUAUUCAGCAUCUUCUGUUAUGGGUCAAGUAUCAAACUUCUCUCUUGGAGCUUCAAACUUGUCACAGCCCAGAUUAUCUAAAUAUUCUCCGUCAAACAAUUUGUAUGCGGAACAGAAGGAUACAACUGAUAUUAGUUCAAGUUCUCUAAAUUUCUUGUCAUCAGCUGCUGGCCCAACAGUUCAACCGCCUCUUUUGCCAUUGCCACCAGCUUCACAAAAGUUGCCAUCCCCUCUCCAAUAUACUGAAGAAUUUGAUUUUGAAGCAAUGAAUGAGAAGUUUAAGAAAGAUGAAGUAUGGGGUUAUCUUGGGAAAGCAAACCAAAGAGAGCAUAUGGAUGGGAUGCAAAGUGCAAAUAGUGGCCAAGAGUUUGGGGAUAAUAAAAUUGACUUGAUAUCCAAGAGUGAUCUCAAGCCUGCAUACAGCAAGGAUGACUUCUUCGAUACAAUUUCUUGUAAUUCUCUCGGGCGGGGAACUAGGGAUGGGCAGAAUCGAUUAUCCGAGAGAGUUAAAUUAGACUUGGAGACAUUUGGCUAUUUUCAAAGAAGAACUCAGUUUGGUUACAGUGGGCAGAGAGGUGGACAUGGUCAGCAUCGUGGCCCAUACAAUUGGGGAAGAGGAUAUAAUUAUGGUUAUAGAGGUCAUGGUCGUUACAUGUAAAGAUGACUGAGGACGAUUCAUGAUUCGGAGCAUGAAAGCUGGUGAAACUUGAAAUUGAUCUUCUUUCGGUCCUUCAACAAGUUGAUUCUCAAGACCAGCCGUGAUGGAUAAUGAGAUUAGUUAGCAUGAGACUUUAUUAUACCUAUAGCUUAGACACUGGGGGUCAUGAUUUUUUUGCUCUUGAACCUGCUGGCUCUUCAAAUUACUAGUUUUUAAGUAAGUACUGGUUUUUAAUGAUGUAUACUUAUAACUAGCCUUUAGGCAAAAAUGAGAAAAGGGGCAGCAUAGUCAACAUGUUUGUGUUAAUGUCUUUUUUAAUAUGCAGUUCUUAGAUAACAGUGACAUGCUACUAUGCUAGCUUCUUUGGUUCUUUACAUUAACAAAAUUGGCCUUUUUUUUGUAUCCAAGGAGAA